This is a messenger RNA of Ostertagia ostertagi, 1443 nucleotides long. The record is from the annotation of a GenBank genome assembly. Lineage: Eukaryota; Metazoa; Nematoda; Chromadorea; Rhabditida; Trichostrongylidae.
AUGCUGCUGCUCGCGUUCGCGGGUCUGGCAACGCCGGGUACCGCUGCGGCACAGGGUUGUUACAUGUCGGCCACCGGCAGCCUGGCCUUCGGCACCGUCAGCCCCGACGACCAGACCGACACGCAAAACAGCAUUCCCUUUGUCUGCCAGUCCAAUGCCAACCCCACGUAUUACCGCGUCUGCAUGUUCAUUGCCCAGGGCUCGCCGAUUCCCGGCAUCAGCCCGCGCUACAUGACCAAUUACAACGGCGCGCAGAUGGAAUACGACCUUUACUCUGACGCCGCCCGCACCCAGAUCAUCGGCCCGCCACCUGCCGGCGGCGGCUACCCUGUCGUCAGCCUGCCGGUGUUGAUCCCCGGCGGCUAUGUGCAGCAGACCAACACCGUGCCCAUCUACGGUCGUGUGCCGGCGGGCCAGAACCUGCCCGCCACCAACGGCUUCCAGACCCAGCUGGGCGGCUCGGCGCUGUACUGGUCAUGGAGCAACGGCGCCUACCCGCCCAACUGCAUGACGGCCGGCACGGGUGGCGGCAAGGGCAACACCACCUUCUACACCUCGGCCGCGGCCACGGUGUCCAACUCAUGCCGCAUCACGCUGUCGACAGAUCUUGACUUCGGCACCGUGGGCGCGCUGUUCGCCAACCGCGACCAGACCUCGACCAUCAUCGCUGGUGUAAAACCAGUACAUCGAAUGAGCCGACAGUACAUGGAUUUCACCAUCGAUGCCUACGCUGAACUGGUUUCGGCGGCGGCGGCACGCUACCGUUUUCUCCGUUUCUCCGAAACCUCGGCAGAAGGCGAUGUCGUGCUUUGGCGGCAUGACAUUGACGUCUCGCCGCAGCGUGCGCUGGCGAUGGCCAGAGUGGAGGCCGCGAGUGGCGUUCCUGCAACCUAUUUCGUGCAGGUUUCCUCCCGUUAUUACAGUAUUUCCGAACCAGAAAUUGCUGCUGUGCUACGGCAGAUCGGCGCUCUUGGCCAUGACAUAGGCCUGCAUUUCGAUGCUGAGGUUUGCUCGCAUCAGACGAACCCGGACUACGACAAGCGCAUUGCCUUUGAAGCCCGGGUACUGGAAGAGGUUGCCGAGACUAAAGUCGCCUCUUUUACCCUGCACAACCCGACUACUUUGGCUGGCGUGUCGUUGAACGAGCCUUCCCGGGCUGGACUGGUGAACGGAAGUUGCUCCGACCUGCGAGCGUCCUACUCCUACUGCUCGGACAGUAACGGCCUCUGGCGCUUUCGUACCCUGGCGGAGAUGAUCGCCGACCCGGCGGUUACCCGGCUGUACGCGUUAACACAUCCCGAGUGGUGGCAAGCUGAGCCAAUGCCCCCACGACAACGCCUCCAGCGAUGUAUUGAUGGGCGGAAAACAUGGCUUGAGAAUUAUUAUGACGUGUUGCUGGCGACCAAUAACCGUCCCAAUAUUGGAAGAAAAGAGGAUAUGUGA